Closterium sp. NIES-65 is the source of this 3327-nucleotide messenger RNA. Lineage: Eukaryota; Viridiplantae; Streptophyta; Zygnematophyceae; Desmidiales; Closteriaceae. The record is from the annotation of a GenBank genome assembly.
AUGGAUCCAGCUGUGGCGAUCGUGUUGGGCCAGGAUCCCGCGCCAUUUGAGCAGCUGCUGCAGCGACUCCUUUCCCCGUCAAACGACGACAGAGGCGAGGCCGAGCGCAUAUUUAAUCUCUGCAAGCAGCAGCCUGACGCUCUCGUUCUCCGCCUCGUCGCGGCGCUGCAGUCCUCCGCCGCAGGAGCGGACGUGCGGACGAUUGGCGCGGUGCUCCUUAGACGAGUGAUCACGAAGGACAGCGUGUCGCUAUGGCCGCAGCUGAGUCCCGCGACGCAGGCGACCGUCAAGACUGAAUUACUCGCUAGCGUGCAGAGGGAGCCUACUAAGGCGAUUUGGAAGAAGCUGUGCGACACGAUCGCGGAGCUCGCGGCGGGGAUCGUGGAGUCGGGGACAUGGCCGGAGCUGCUUCCGUUCAUGUUCCAAUGCGUGUCGUCGUCCGACGACCGGCUCAAGGAAGCAUCGCUGCUGAUCUUCGCGCAGCUAGUGCAUUUCUUCCAGUCGCAGCUGAAGCCUCACUUGCCCACUCUACACAAUGUGCUUCUGCAGUGCCUCUCGCAGUCAGCCAAUCCCGACGUGCGGAUCGCCGCGCUCCGUGCGGCUGCGAAUUUCGUUGAGGCGCUCGAAACUCCUGAGGAGCUGACGCAAUUCCAGGAUUUGCUGCCCGGAAUGAUGCAGACGCUGAAUCUGUGCCUGCAGAGCAAAGACGAGGCCAGCGCGCAAGAGGCGCUCGAAAUGCUCAUCGAGGUUGCCGGCAUCGAGCCGCGCUACAUGCGCAAGCAGCUGACUGACGUCAUCGCCGCAAUGCUGCAGAUCGCGGAAUCCACGCAGCUCGAGGACGCCACGCGUCACCUCGCGAUUGAGUUCCUGAUCACGCUGUCAGAGGCCCGCGAGCGCGCGCCGGGUAUGAUGCGCAAGGUGCCGCAUUUGGUGGGCCGGCUGUUCGCAGUGCUGAUGGCGAUGCUGCUGGAUAUCGAGGACACGCCGGAGUGGCACGCCGCGAAUGACGAGGAGGAGGAUUCGGGAGAAUCGGCGAAUUACGAGGUCGCACAGGAGUGCCUUGAUAGGCUCGCGAUCUCGGUUGGCGGGAACACCGUUCUCCCGGUCGCGUCACAGGCACUUCCCGCAUACUCGACCGACGGGGAUUGGAAGAAGCGGCACGCGGCGCUCGUGUGCCUCGCGCAAAUUGCGGAGGGCUGCACCAAGGUGAUGUCGAAGAGUUUGGACUCGGUGGUGACCAUGGUGCUCGCCGCCUUCAACGACCCCAACCCGCGCGUCAGGUGGGCGGCGAUCAACGCGGUGGGGCAGCUGUCGACGGACCUGGGCCCGGACCUGCAGCAGCAAUACCACGCGCGCGUGCUGCCCGCGCUCAUCGCCGCCAUGGACGACGGCGCCAACCCGCGCGUGCAGGCGCACGCCACCGCCGCCAUCCUCAACUUCAGCGAGGCCGCGACGCCCGAGAUCAUGGCGCCGUACCUGGACCAGCUGCUCAACAAGCUGCUGCAGCUGCUGCAGUUCGGCAAGCGCAUGGUGCAGGAGGGGUCGCUUACAGCCAUUGCCGCCAUCGCUGACUGCUCCCAGGAGCACUUCUCAAAGUACUACGACGGGGUAAUGCCGUACCUCAAGACGGUGCUCACACAGGCGGGCGACAAGGAGCAGCGCAUGCUGCGCGCCAAGGCCAUGGAGGCGAUCAGCCUGGUGGGCAUGGCGGUGGGCAAGGACAAGUUCCGCGCCGACGCCAAGGAGGUGAUGCAGGUGCUCGUGUCGCUGCAGUCCGCGCCCAUGGACGACGACGACCUCACCAUGAGCUACAUGCUGCAGGCGUGGGCGCGGCUGUGCAAGUGUCUGGGCGCGGAGUUCCUGCCGUUCAUGCACGUGGUGAUGCCGCCGCUGCUGCACUCCGCCUCGCUCAAGCCCGACGUCACCAUCUCCGACAUUGAUGACGACACGGCCAACGAUGAUGAAGACGACGACAGUGUGGAGACGAUAACGAUAGGCGACAAGAAGAUCGGCAUCCGCACGAGCAUGCUGGAGGAGAAGGCCACGGCGUGCAACAUGCUCUGCUGCUACGCCGACGAGCUCAAGGAGGGCUUCUUCCCCUGGAUCGACCAGGUGGCGCAGCUGAUGGUGCCGCUGCUCAAGUUCUACUUCCACGAGGAGGUCCGCAAGGCCGCCGCCCAGUCCAUCCCGGAGCUGCUGCUGGACGGCAAGCUGGCGGUGGAGAAGGGCAUGGCGCCAGCGGUGACGGCGACAGCGGAGGGAGAGAAGCGCUACCUCAAGCAGAUGGUCGACUUCCUUGUGCCUCCUCUUGUGGAGGUUCUUACCAAGGAGCCAGAGGUGGAGAUGAUAGUGGUCAUGCUCGAGUCUCUGCAAGAAUGCAUUCAGUUGGGAGGGGUGGAGCUGAGUGCGGAGCAGGUGACGCAGGUGGUGGCGCAGCUGAAGGCCGUGGUGGAGGGCAGCCGGGGGCGGCGCAAGGAGCGGCUGGAGCGCACCCAGACAGAGGACUUUGAUGAGGAGGAGAGCGAGCUGCUGCAGGAGGAGAACGAACAGGAAGACGAGGUGCUUGAUCAGGUGGGAGACUGCAUAGGAGAGCUGGCGAGGGUGUUCAAGGGCAGCUUCAAGCCAUUCGCCGACGACCUCGCUCCCUUCGUGCUUCAAAUGAUGGACAAGAGUCGGCCGGCCACGGAGAGGAGGGUGGGCAUCUGUAUCUUUGACGACCUGGCGGAGAACAUGGGCGAUGCUGCUGCCAGCUACUUCCCGGCCUUCCUGCCGCACAUCCUGGAGGCCGUGCUCGACCCCUUGCCCGAGAUCCGACAGUCAGCAGCAUAUGGCAUCGGCAUCUGCGCACAACAUGGUGGCGCUGCCUUCACUCCAUAUGUGCCAGACACGGUGGCACGGCUGGGGCAGGUGGUGAGCAGUGGGGACAGCAAGAGCGAGCUGAGCGUGUCAGCAACGGACAACGCGAUAUCAGCCUUGGGGCGGCUGUGUGAGCACCAGGCGCACGCACCCUUUGACUCCGCGCACGUGCUGUCCGUGUGGCUCGCCUACCUGCCCAUCCGCGAGGACCGUGCCGAGGCCAAGGUUGCACACGCCCAGCUCUGCGGCCUGCUGGAAAGGUCGGACACUCGUAUUUUGGGCCCCAACAACCAGAACCUGCCCCACAUUGUCGGAGUGCUGCUAGAGGUGCUCAAGGCUGGCACGGAUUUGGCAACAGAGGAGACGAACAAGCGAGCCGUGACGCUGCUGCGGAGCCUACCUGCGGAGAUCGUGGGUGCUCUGCCCCCGGAGCAGCAAGCUGUCCUGCAGCAGGCCCUUCAGUCCUCGUAA